AUGAUGUCCAUGAACAGCAAACAGCCGCACUUCGCCAUGCAUCCCUCUUUACCCGAGCACAAGUAUACCACUUUGCAUUCCAGCUCGGAAGCUAUAAGGAGAGCCUGUCUACACACUCCACAGCUGCAGAAUAACAUCUUCGCGAGCCUGGAUGAGACCCUGCUGGCCCGGGCAGAGGCUUUGGCGGCCGUGGAUAUCGCCGUGUCCCAGGGCAAGCAGCACCCGUUCAAGCCCGACGCCACCUACCACACGAUGGCAACGGUGCCAUGCCCUUCUAAUUCCACGGUGCCACUGGCCCACCAUCACCACCACCAUCAUCACCACCACCAUCCGAACUUGGAGCAGGACAUCAUGGACCACAUCUCCUCGCCGUCCCUCUCCCUGAUGUCCGGGGCGCACGACGGUUCCGGCGGUGGAGGCGGCGGAGGCGGAGGCGGAGGCGGCGGAGGUGGUGGCGGAGGACUCAUCUCCACCUCCUCUGCCCAUCCGCACUCUCACAUGCACGGCUUGAGCCACCUCUCCCACCAGGCUAUGAGCAUGAACUCGCCUCUCACCCACCACGGGCUCUUACCGGGCUGUCACGGAGGGGGUCAAGGCGGCCCAGGACUCACUAACGCCGGACUGCCCUGCAUCAAUGAUUCGGACACAGACCCAAGGGAGCUGGAGGCUUUUGCGGAGCGCUUCAAGCAGCGCAGGAUCAAACUGGGGGUGACCCAGGCGGACGUGGGAGGCGCUCUGGCUAAUCUCAAAAUCCCCGGCGUGGGAUCACUGAGCCAAAGUACAAUUUGUCGAUUUGAGUCGUUAACUCUGUCCCACAACAACAUGAUUGCUCUCAAACCUAUCCUCCAGGCCUGGCUCGAGGAGGCCGAGGGGGCCCAGAGGGAGAAAAUGAACAAACCUGACAUUUUCAGCGGAGGGGAAAAGAAACGCAAGAGGACCUCGAUAGCGGCCCCGGAAAAGCGGUCUUUGGAGGCUUACUUCGCCGUACAGCCUCGACCGUCGUCCGAGAAAAUAGCAGCUAUAGCAGAAAAGUUGGACCUGAAAAAAAAUGUGGUGCGAGUGUGGUUUUGUAACCAAAGACAGAAGCAGAAGAGGUUGAAAUUUUCCGCUUCUCACUGA
Messenger RNA from Trematomus bernacchii (emerald rockcod), 1119 nucleotides. RefSeq names its product POU class 4 homeobox 1 (gene pou4f1). The coding region runs from base 1 to 1119 and encodes 372 amino acids. The transcript is spliced from 2 exons. Gene Ontology annotation, biological process: regulation of transcription by RNA polymerase II. The record is from RefSeq and is a predicted model, not a curated record. Gene Ontology annotation, molecular function: DNA-binding transcription factor activity, RNA polymerase II-specific; RNA polymerase II cis-regulatory region sequence-specific DNA binding. NCBI's taxonomy places the organism in Eukaryota, Metazoa, Chordata, Actinopteri, Perciformes, Nototheniidae.